AUGGCUUGCUCAAGCGCUCAAAUACACGGCCUCGGAACCCCCUCCUUCGCCGGUUCCCGAACCUUAUUCUUAGGUCAGAGGCUAAACACCAAGGCCUUCAUCAAGGUUAAGAGCAAACCCCGCAGGGUCCUUCCUCUCCGUGUCGUCAAUGAGAAAGUCGUUGGUAUCGACUUGGGAACAACCAACUCCGCCGUCGCCGCCAUGGAGGGCGGCAAGCCCACCAUCAUCACCAACGCCGAGGGCCAGAGAACCACCCCCUCCGUCGUUGCCUACACCAAGAACGGCGAUAGACUCGUCGGCCAAAUCGCCAAGCGUCAGGCCGUCGUCAACCCGGAGAACACCUUCUUCUCCGUCAAGAGGUUCAUUGGCAGGAAGAUGUCUGAGGUCGACGAAGAGUCCAAGCAGGUCUCUUACAGAGUCAUCAGAGACGACAACGGCAACGUCAAACUCGACUGUCCUGCCAUUGGUAAACAGUUCGCUGCUGAGGAAAUUUCCGCCCAGGUGUUGAGGAAGCUUGUGGAUGAUGCUUCCAAGUUUUUGAACGAUAAAGUGACCAAGGCUGUUGUUACUGUGCCUGCUUAUUUCAAUGACUCACAAAGAACUGCUACCAAAGAUGCCGGUAGGAUUGCUGGUCUGGAGGUUCUUAGAAUUAUCAACGAACCAACUGCUGCAUCCUUGGCCUAUGGCUUUGAAAGGAAAAACAAUGAAACUAUCUUGGUCUUUGACCUUGGAGGUGGUACGUUUGAUGUCUCGGUGCUUGAGGUUGGCGAUGGAGUGUUUGAGGUGUUGUCCACUUCUGGGGAUACACACCUGGGGGGUGAUGACUUUGAUAAGAGAAUUGUUGACUGGUUGGCUUCCAAUUUCAAGAAAGAUGAAGGCAUAGACCUUUUGAAAGACAAACAAGCUCUUCAGCGUCUCACUGAGACCGCCGAGAAAGCCAAAAUGGAGCUCUCAUCAUUGACUCAAACUAACAUUAGUUUACCAUUCAUUACUGCCACAGCCGAUGGUCCCAAACAUAUCGAGACAACCAUCACAAGGGCCAAAUUUGAGGAGCUGUGCUCGGAUCUUCUUGACAGGCUCAGGACACCAGUUGAAAAUUCAUUGAGGGAUGCAAAACUCUCAUUUAAGGAUCUUGAUGAGGUUAUCCUUGUGGGUGGAUCAACACGUAUUCCUGCUGUUCAGGAACUAGUAAAGAAGUUGACUGGCAAGGACCCAAAUGUCACUGUCAAUCCAGAUGAAGUUGUUGCCCUUGGAGCUGCAGUUCAGGCUGGUGUCCUGGCUGGAGAUGUCAGCGACAUUGUGCUGUUGGAUGUCACUCCAUUAUCUUUGGGUCUGGAAACUCUAGGUGGUGUAAUGACCAAAAUUAUCCCCAGAAACACUACGCUUCCUACCUCAAAGUCCGAGGUUUUCUCCACCGCUGCUGAUGGACAGACCAGUGUAGAGAUCAAUGUCCUUCAGGGUGAGAGAGAAUUUGUUAGGGACAAUAAAUCACUUGGUAGCUUCCGCCUGGACGGUAUCCCUCCUGCACCCCGUGGAGUUCCCCAAAUUGAGGUGAAAUUUGACAUUGAUGCCAAUGGCAUUCUCUCGGUCACUGCUAUUGACAAAGGCACGGGGAAGAAGCAAGAUAUUACCAUUACUGGUGCUAGCACCUUACCUUCGGAUGAGGUGGAGAGAAUGGUGAAGGAAGCCGAGAAAUUUUCAAAGGAAGACAAGGAGAAGAGGGAUGCUAUUGACACUAAGAAUCAGGCAGAUUCUGUGGUAUACCAGACAGAGAAACAAUUGAAAGAGCUGGGAGAGAAGGUUCCUGGUCCUGUGAAAGAGAAGGUUGAAGCAAAACUAGGGGAGCUUAAAGAGGCAAUUUCUGGGGGUUCGACCCAAGUUAUUAAGGAUGCCAUGGCUGCCCUCAAUCAGGAAGUUAUGCAGCUUGGUCAGUCCCUUUACAACCAGCCAGGAGCUGCCGGGGCAGGAGGCCCUACUCCACCACCUGGUGCCGACUCUGGCCCCUCAGAAUCUUCAGGCAAAGGACCUGAUGGUGAUGUCAUCGAUGCAGAUUUCACCGACUCUAAAUGA
Molecule: messenger RNA, 2070 nt
Organism: Sphenostylis stenocarpa
Lineage: Eukaryota; Viridiplantae; Streptophyta; Magnoliopsida; Fabales; Fabaceae
Source: the annotation of a GenBank genome assembly